AACAGAUCCCACAGACCUGAACACCAUACAAGGGUGAAGCUACAUUUGUGUAAUUAGUCUGCGUUAGAUGUAGGAGUGGACAUUGUGACCUUUGGGUAAUGCUUUUAUUCUGAAGGUUUCCUGUUCCAACUGAAUAAAUACAGCAACAAUCAGCUCACUGACACACAGCUGAAGUUUGGUGGUGGCAUUCUUGGAGGUGUCUCAGAUAUUGGACAUUAUUGUUAAAGGUGCUGAGAGUCAUCUGGAAGCUGAAACCAGUUUAAGCUUUACAGACCAAACAAGCUGACAUGGGCCUGUCACAGUCUGAUGAGACACCAGAGCCUGGGGACUUGAUUGAGAUCUUCCGAGGUGGUUAUCAGCACUGGGCUGUGUAUGUUGGUGAUGGCUACGUUGUUCAUGUGACAUCACCACCAGGCGCUGACGUCCGACGUGCAGCUUCCAACACCUUGACGUCUGUCCCGACGAAGAAGGCCAUGGUGAGGAGAGAGAAGCUGAGGGAGGUGGUGGGAGACAACAAAUGGAGAAUCAACAACAUCCUGGACAAAAAGUACAAGCCCCGCUCACCUGACAUUAUUGUGAAAGAGGCGCUCAGGCAGGUGGAUAAUUUGAUGGAGUACUCCGUUAUCAGCGAGAACUGUGAGCACUUUGCAACCAAGCUGCGCUAUGGAAAACCUGUGUCUCGUCAGGUGCAUGAGGCAGAACAAGCAGCAGCUGCAACAGGUAUUAUUGCAGCAGUGGGCGGUGCUGUUGUGGCUACAGCAGCAAUUGUAGCAAGUCUCAUCAGAAAUUGAUAGACAGGCUGAUAGACAUUUUCCUCCACCUCUCCUCCUGUCAGAAACUUUCCACGUCUUGAUUAAGAUGCCAAGAUUUAAUUUCUUUAUAUUUUUAGAUUUUUUUCUUGUGAUUUUAACUUUUUUCUUUAAAAAAAAAAAAUAUAUGAAUAAGAAAUUCAAAAGGGUGAAAAGCUCCUUGAAUCAAAUCUGAAUGUCUCUGAAGUCCAAAUCGUUCAUUGUUGCCAAUACAUGAUAAGACAAGAAUGUUUUAAACAAUGAAACUGAGCUAAUUAUAUAUCACAGACAUGUCUUAUAAUGUCCCACACACUCUCUUUAUUGUGAGAGCUGCAUGAACUCAGUUUCAUGAUGUCCGAACCACUUCAACCCUUCUGUGCUUGUCUUCUGACAUGUUCCUGCUGAUUGUUUGACAAUUUAGCUGAAUUCUAUAAAGUUCUGUCUUACUCAGACGUUAAAUCAUCUGUUAUUGCUUUGAAUAAAGAAUAAUUUGUGUGAUUCUGGA
Molecule: messenger RNA, 1293 nt
Organism: Acanthopagrus latus (yellowfin seabream)
Lineage: Eukaryota; Metazoa; Chordata; Actinopteri; Spariformes; Sparidae
Product: phospholipase A and acyltransferase 2-like
Exons: 5
Coding region: 288-791 (167 amino acids)
Biological process (GO): amino acid metabolic process; N-acylphosphatidylethanolamine metabolic process
Cellular component (GO): cytoplasm
Molecular function (GO): glycerophospholipid phospholipase A1 activity; A2-type glycerophospholipase activity
Source: RefSeq, a predicted model, not a curated record